Colius striatus (speckled mousebird) is the source of this 3423-nucleotide messenger RNA. RefSeq names its product nuclear receptor subfamily 1 group H member 3 (gene NR1H3). Bases 381 to 1610 code for a protein of 409 amino acids. The transcript has 9 exons. Gene Ontology annotation, biological process: negative regulation of transcription by RNA polymerase II; cell differentiation; positive regulation of transcription by RNA polymerase II. The record is from RefSeq and is a predicted model, not a curated record. Gene Ontology annotation, molecular function: zinc ion binding; nuclear receptor activity; RNA polymerase II cis-regulatory region sequence-specific DNA binding. NCBI's taxonomy places the organism in Eukaryota, Metazoa, Chordata, Aves, Coliiformes, Coliidae.
CCGGGCCCGCUGCGGGAGCGGCCGCGCACCGCCGGGUGUUCGGGCUCGCCUGCGGCCGGAGGCGGCCCCGGGGGCUCCCACCACGGAGGCGGCCGGCGGCGGGGCGGAGCGGGCGGGACGCGAGGGUGUCGCUGUGCUGCGGCAUUGCGGCUCCUCGCGAAUAAAGCGUCACCUUUACGUCGCGGCCAGCGGCAACUUGUUAAGCCGGGGGGAGUUUCACAGCGCCGGGACGUCGCCUGCGAUCUCUUGGGUACUUCCUUUCUGACUUGCAGUGGCAGAGGGAAACUGAAGACCUUGAAGACAGACUCCUGUGGCUCCUUGCUUGGCAGUAACAAUGCUGCAGCCAUGAGAUUAUAGUGAGCCCUUCCUGUGUGGCCUCCAUGGGUCCCACUCAGCUCAGCCCACAGGAUCAUGGGAAGAGGGUGGCAAGUGUAUUUGAGAUGGAGGAGGAAGGGCUUUCGCUCUUCCCUGGCUCAGAGAAUCCCCCUGAGCAUGCAGAAAAUCCCCCCCUGAAGAGGAAGAAGGGCCCAGCCCCUAAGAUGCUGGGAAAUGAAGUGUGCAGCGUGUGUGGAGACAAGGCCUCCGGCUUCCACUACAACGUGCUGAGCUGUGAAGGCUGCAAGGGCUUCUUCCGCCGCAGCGUCAUCAAGGGCGCGCAGUACGUGUGCAAGAACGGCGGCAAGUGCGAGAUGGACAUGUACAUGCGCCGCAAGUGCCAGGAGUGCCGGCUGCGCAAGUGCCAGGAGGCAGGCAUGCGGGAGCAGUAUGUUCUGUCUGAAGAGCAGAUCCGCUUGAAGAAACUGAAGAAGCAGGAGGAUGAUCAGGCUCGGACAGUCGUGGUGCACCCAAAUCCUCCAAACCCACCAAGCCCUUCCCACAAACUGACGCCUGAACAGUUGAGCAUGAUCAAAAAGCUGGUGGCUGCUCAGCAGCAGUGCAACCAGCGCUCGUUCACAGACAGGCUCAAAGUGACGCCGUGGCCCCAAGUUCCUGACCCUAAUAACCGUGAAGCAAGGCAGCAGCGUUUUGCUCACUUCACAGAACUCGCAAUUAUCUCUGUGCAAGAGAUUGUGGACUUCGCCAAGCAACUACCUGGCUUCCUGGAGCUCACCAGGGAAGAUCAGAUUGCUUUAUUGAAGACAUCUACCAUAGAGGUGAUGUUGCUGGAGACAUCUCGGCGCUACAAUCCAGAGAUUGAGAGCAUCACCUUCCUGAAGGACCUGAGCUAUAAUCGGGAUGACUUCGCCAAAGCAGGUCUGCAGUUUGAGUUCAUUAACCCCAUCUUUGAGUUCUCAAAGGGAAUGAAUGAGCUACAGCUCAACGAUGCUGAAUAUGCACUUUUAAUUGCCAUCAACAUUUUCUCUGCAGACCGACCGAAUGUGCAGGACCAGUCCCUGGUGGAGAGGCUGCAGCACACCUAUGUGGAAGCCCUUCAUUCUUACAUCUACAUCAACAGACCAAAUGACCGCCUGAUGUUUCCACGGAUGCUAAUGAAGCUGGUCAGUCUUCGGACGCUGAGCAGUGUCCACUCUGAACAGGUGUUUGCCCUUCGGCUGCAGGACAAGAAACUCCCUCCCCUGCUCUCGGAGAUCUGGGACGUGCACGAGUGACCGCAUGCUCCCAGGGCACCGGCGUGAUGCCGUCAUCUCCCAGCCUUUGCUAACGAGAAGCCAGCCUCCCCUCUGCAAAGCACUCAGCUCCGGGCCAGGCGACGCGGGGAGCAAUGAGCCUGGGGUUUCAGUGUUGGCACAAGACUAUGCAGGAGGCAGCUGGGGUAGAGCAGAUGAGGGGGGGGGGGUUGGUUUUGAUGUAGUGCCCGUACCCCAAAGGAAUAACGUGAACCAUCUGAUAAACGGUAGAAAUGAAGACCUUCCCCACAAACACACGUACACCUCUUCCUUCAGUCUUUCUCUUCUCUAAGCAUGUCCUGAGGGCUUGCCCCUUGAUCCUCUCCUCUCAUGUUGAUUAUGAAAAUCAAUUUGCAGGAACUUGCCAAACCCUCUUCUGUGGAGAGUAACCCAGCUCAAAAGGCUUCUGCAGGGUCUCCAAUGUACCUGGAUCUGAGGAGCUCAGGGAAGUCAAUGUGGAUGUUCUAGGGGUUUCACUGGGUUUCCAAUAAAUAAAAUCUCUUGUACAUGUUGCCCUUAACAGCGAUUCCAAGAGAAGUAACUGUUAUUUCUUCAUUAUGAGACUUCAUCUCUAGAGCUGCCCUUUCAUUCUGGCCCUCCUAUGGAAAAAGGAUUCCUCUAAUGUGUAGUGCCCUUUGUCUAACAGGAAGGCCCUCCGGAUAGGGAACAUUUGUACACCAGAAAGAUGUCAGGCAUGAAGUAGUGGAUUUUCUUUAUUUUAAAUGUAAUACUUUGCAGUUUUAUCUCAUGGUGGCUUAAAGCCAGUUCGCUUUACCUUUGAUUUGCUAACAGUUGGGAAACUAGUUCAAAACAAAACAGGGCAUAGAUUUUAUCUUUAGGGGUGGAAUAGAAGAAAGGUAGGUGUGAAGGAUUGGUACCUAGGCAAGAUAGGUGGGGGUGGAAGGAUCUCAAAAACUUCCAACAAUUUGGAGCACGUGGCACACGUUCCAAGGUGGGUGUGAAGAUGUAUGGGCCGAGGAGGUAGGACAGCGCAUCUGGUGAAAUCCGUGGGCAUUGUGUAAGCUCUGGGCUGCACGGCUCGGGCUGCAGGGAUACUGGGUGUGACCAGCUCCACUCUUCUUCUCCACUCUUCUUCCGUCUUCUUCCUUUUGCCACAGUGUUUCUAAGGUACUUGCGUAAGGAUUUAGUGAUGGUCAUGAGACAAGGAGGUUCCUCGUGUAUGAGAAGUGCCAAUUGCUUUAGAAGAACACUUGGGUCUUGUAUCCUUUCUUCACUUUGGGCACUGUGAGAUCCACACUGGCUUUACGCCCCCAGUUCUUAAGUACCUACAUCCACACGUAUUCUAGGAUUUACAGCAAUAUCUUGUCUGACAGAAGAGAAUCACGCUGUUGUAAAUCAUGUUCCUUAUUUUCCAAGAAACAACAUCAUCUGGCUGAUCUCAAGAGAUGUAACCUUAAGUAUCCUGGUAGCUUGGUCUCAUGAGUCUUCUCUGUCAUAGGGGUCUGUGUUUGCUUGCCCGGUGAGCAUCCCAAGAGCCUCUGUUCACAUGGCUCGGGGUUUUUUGUUUUGUUUUGUUUGUUUUUUGGCUGUGUAUCUGAGCGCUAUGCCCGUGGUGAGGGUAUCGUGUCCAUUUUUGCACUUGAGGUUGGUCCCCUGCCACCGGCCUUCACUCUGCACCUUUGUAAAGCACUUGUAACAAUCUGUAAAAUAAUCUGUUGUUUUUUAUAACUCAUUGCAAUUGCAAAAAUUCUUGUUUAAAUCUGUAUUUUUAACUAAUCUGUUUGAGAAAUGUUAAUGUUUAUAUAAAAGAAUAAAGCCUAAUACAGGAUUUUGA